This is a messenger RNA of Benincasa hispida (wax gourd), 3264 nucleotides long. RefSeq lists its product as uncharacterized. The record is from RefSeq and is a predicted model, not a curated record. Lineage: Eukaryota; Viridiplantae; Streptophyta; Magnoliopsida; Cucurbitales; Cucurbitaceae.
AUAAAAAUAAACAAAACCCAUUUAAUCAAAAAUUAAAAUUUGAGCUCCAAAUCUUGGACCUAUUUUCUUUUCUUUUUUUUUUUUUCCUUUCUCUCUCUCUCUCUGUUUUGAAUCCUCUGUUUUAAGCUGCCACGAAGUCAAUGCACCGACUCCUCUGUUUCUAUUUCGUUUGUGCUCUGUUACUUCACAUGGGGUUUGACAAUUCUCUGCAAAUAUUGUGUCUUUUCUCUUUGUUGCCUGGCUUGGCCCUUUUCUGCCUAUUUCUUCUGGGUUUGGUAAGUUCUUUCUAUUUUAAUCCUUUUUCUCUUCUGGGGUUGGUCUUGAUUUACGAGAAUCUUGCAAGAAGCUUAAAGGGAAGAUCAAAGGAAGGUAGCUGUAUGUUUAAAUGAGUUGUUAUUCAUAUGAACACUCUGUUAAAAUUGCUUGAUUAAGUCGUAAAGUUUGAAAAUUUCAACCUUCUCCCCACGUUGUUGUUUAUUUUGGCUCAUCUGAUGAACCCAUUUUGGUUUGUUUUCAUUUGAACACUGCCGUCCGAGCAUUACAAAGAUUAUUUGUUCUUAAAUUAAGACCAUGGAAAUAUUUUUAGGGAAAGAGGAUUAGUAGAAACUGACCUUGUUGAUGUAAUUUUUUCCAUUGAAGAAAAUGCCUCUAGACAGUGUAAAAUCAGUGGUUUAUAGAUCAUUUAUCGCUUGUGAUGAUCCAAAAGGGGUGGUUGAUUGCAAUAUGAUCAAGAUAUCCAAAGUGAAUUCUCAGAAGCUGGAACAAAAAAUUAGAGCCCAUAGGACAAGUAGAAAUUCAAAUAAGGGUUUGGUAUCUCAGGUAGAGAAGAAAGAGGAGCUGAUCUCGGAAGAGAUGAGAGGCAGAAAUUAUGGCCAAUCUUCUCUUCCACUCAUGGAGGUUUACCAAGGAGCUGAGAAAUUGAACCAUAUGGUUGGUUCAUGGUCUAAGGGGAUGAGAUCUGAGAUGAAAACUGAGGAGAUUGCUGAGGAUUUGUUGGAAGGAACUUCAAGUUUGAGAGAAUCACUGAUUAUGCUGGCUAAGUUGCAAGGAGCAUCAAACGAGUCGAUUCGGUUGAAGAUGACGUAUCCAAAAAGUUUUUCUUGUCAUCUUGAAGAUGAAUGUUAUCCAGUUGAGGUUCAAAGAUCAAAGCUUUCUAGACAUGGUUCUUCCAGAAAUGGUGCUGAUGAGGUUAAGAAGGUGAUCAGAGACAGCCUAGUGAAGCGAGAAUCGAUGUCUAACGUUACUAUUGGUGAACACAAAUCCUGUUUUCGUGAUAUAAAUUCUGACUUGGGGUCAGAAAUUCCAUCAACUAGCUCCAGCCAAUCUUCAAUGAUUGAUGAUAAUGUCAACUGUUUUCACGUUUCAACAUCUCAACAGAAGAAUUUGAAACGUAAUAACCUGAUUGCUAAGCUUAUGGGGCUUGAAGAAAUUCCAUCAAAAUCAUUGCAAACUACUCCAAAGAAAGAGUUUGAAUUUAAAAAAGUGUCUGGCUACAAAACAUCUCUGUUUGGCAUCGAUGCAACACAGAGUGCGGCAAAGUCUAAAUCUGUCAUCAACAAGGAGGAUCAUAAAAAAGGAACCUUGAGAGAAAAACUUGAAAAAAUUCCUGUCAACAGGCUUAGAGAGAGUGAUUCUGAUAUAGAGUUUAAGAUUCAUUGCCCUUAUUCCUACAAUAAUGAUUCCAAACAAAGGUUGAAAGACGUACCACCAACUGUGUUGAUAAAACACAAGCCUCUUCCACCUGAUGAAUUGGAGGAACACCGAGCACAUGUUUCCUCAAAAGAUGAUGCUUUCAACCAAAAAGCUAUUCUAAGAAGUACGAAAAAGAUUCGGUCGUUCUAUGAGUUUGAUUUCCAUGGAGGAAUUUUGAGUUCAGAUAAAUUGCACAGAAAGCAGAAUGCAGAAGGGAUUCCACUCAAGCAGAUCGCUCAGGAAGAAAGAAAGCCAAAACCAAAACCAAAAGAAGUAAGGAAAUUAAGAAAAGAUACAGUUGAUACUGAGAAAUUAAGAAAAGAUACUGUUGAUACUAAGAAAAAGGCUGCAGAGAAGUUGAAAACAUCUAGUUCAAUGCCUGAUAUGCCCCAUGAGACAGAACCAAUUGAUAGGAAAGUUCUUACAUCAAAAAAACUGACUAAAGCAACUAGAAAACCAGUGGAAAAAGAAUUUGCAAAAGAAAAAGUUGUGUCAAGACCACAGCAUCAAGAAAAAGUAACAUCCACUAAUCCAAGGAAGAACAAAACUCAUAAACAACGUAGCUCCCUUCCAGAUUCUGUGCCAAGACAAUCAGUGAGCGCGAUAUCUAAUGAUCGUGACCGUCAAAAAAAGGAGGAACCAGUGCUUCCCCAAUCAGAAGUUAAUUCAUUUACUCAUAUGGUUGAAGCCAAGAAAGAUGAUGAGAGUACUGAUACAAAUGAAAGUGUUGAUCUUCCAAUAAAUCGAAAAACUACUACCCUUAUGGCUUUAAUUGCAAUGGAGAACGAAUUUGACGAAUGUGAUACAAAGAUUAUAGAAUGCUGCAAUGAGAACCCAAACUCUCUGCCGCCAUUGAGCCCCAAACUCGAGAUCAAUACGAGUGUUGUCAAAGAUAUUGAUCCCAACAGUCGUAUGGAAACAGAUAUCGAAAGCUGCGGUCAAGGAACCAAUCUGAAAGCAUUACUUUUGAGAAGCUCCUCAUUCCUCUGUCAUGCAGGGGAAGUUUUUGACCUCAAUCUAAAUGAUAGAACAAUGCUGCAGACAGCAUCUGGCUGCAAUAAUCUCGAAUCCCUGAAUACGAAACCUUUUAUAGAUUGUGCAAUCGAAUUAGUCAAGCGCAAAGGCCAUUACGACCUACAAGUAGCCAAUUCUUUAUUACUAGGAGGUAGGCGCAAUACAAAGAUAGAGAUUUCUGUAGAAAAACUCGUUGAGGAAGUGAACAACGACAUCGACACUCUAACGAGUUACCAAACAAUUUGUGGCAAUAAUCUUCUUGUAGAUACUCUAUAUGCAGUGUUGAGUAGAGAUCUACGGUGCAAAGAGGUGAUGAACGGAAUGUGGGAUUUUGGUUGGAAGAAAGGAUUUUCAAGAAGUGAAAGUGAGGAAGUUGUAAAUGACAUAGAGAAGCUGAUUUUGAGUGGACUGAUUGAGGAGUCCUUCACAUAACAUCAGAAAACUGUAUCUUCCUUAUUUUAUGUACAAAAUAAUUUUGAAAAAUGGUCAGAAGUAGCACGUUUUCACGACUUUUUGUAAAAUCGUUAGAAUAGUUUUUUCUCAAUUCAUCCCAUCUCA